Messenger RNA from Ixodes scapularis (black-legged tick), 987 nucleotides. RefSeq names its product protein artichoke. Lineage: Eukaryota; Metazoa; Arthropoda; Arachnida; Ixodida; Ixodidae. The transcript is spliced from 3 exons. Gene Ontology annotation, cellular component: plasma membrane. The coding region runs from base 28 to 987 and encodes 319 amino acids. Gene Ontology annotation, molecular function: protein binding. The record is from RefSeq and is a predicted model, not a curated record.
AGUCUCAUUUAUUAAUCACUAUCCGCGAUGAAGUCUCUCGGGCGAAUCAUCAGUUGUCUGACUUUUACUCUUAUGGCGACUCGUUCCUUUUGCGAUCCUUCUUGCUACACUUCUUUCGGUUCCACGUAUAAUUACUAUGUUUGUAGUGGCUUCAGCAAUACGACCGAUCUCCGAACUCAAGUACCGCGCGUUCCACCACAGUCAAAUACUUACUUUAUUCUCAAAAACAGCAAUCUAGACUACAUUCCUGCCGAACUCUUCACUCACGCCGCUCCCGCCGUACUAGAAUUCAGAAACGUCACAGUUCGUUCCUACAACCAGCCCGGAUCGGUAAUUAACCCCUUCUCAGGGUUAGAAGAAUCCCUUCACUCCCUAGUUUUCUCGCAUAACAGCUCUCUUCCCGAAUCGUGGGCGAUGUUCAGUCACCUGACCAAGUUGGAACAGCUCAAGUUUUUCAACGUGACUCAAGUUAACUUCACCAGAGACUUCAACUCCUUGCCUCAAGGGCUGAAGGAAGUGCACGUCCUUUCCACGGCCGUCGGGUACGUCGAUGAUGACUGGAUGUCGUCGCUCCAUAACCUCCAAACUAUCGUCAUCAUGGUCACUGAUCUGCGAUCAAUAACACGGCGGAUGCUGCCCAAGCCUGCACCAAAGCUUCGCCUGCUGCAGCUCCGAGAUAACCAGCUCACGUCACUCCCUGUGGAUUUGACGGAGGACCUCCCAGCACUGGAAUUCCUCGACGUCAAGAGAAACAAAAUCUCCAGCUUUAGAAAGGAAACGCUAAAACCUUUGGAUCGAGACGGGACCUUUGUAGACCUAGAGGGCAAUCUCUUAGACUGUGAUUGCAGCCAGAGCUUCCUUCUCCACACGCCCGACAGAUGGCACUACCCCUUCUGCAAGGACGGUUCUCUGCAUAGUCGGCGCUUUUUAAGGUUUCUUAUCGGACCGGACUUGUGUGACGAAAACAGAGGGGAAAUACACCAAUAA